Molecule: messenger RNA, 2809 nt
Organism: Puntigrus tetrazona (Sumatra barb)
Lineage: Eukaryota; Metazoa; Chordata; Actinopteri; Cypriniformes; Cyprinidae
Gene: hs3st3b1a
Product: heparan sulfate (glucosamine) 3-O-sulfotransferase 3B1a
Exons: 2
Coding region: 580-1686 (368 amino acids)
Molecular function (GO): [heparan sulfate]-glucosamine 3-sulfotransferase activity
Source: RefSeq, a predicted model, not a curated record
GCCAUUAUUCUGAUUUGAAUGUGUAAUAUUUGAAUAUUAGUUUUGAAUAUUAGUAGUGUUAUCAUUUUAAAAAUGUGCCGAAACUACAUAGUGUUUUUCAGGUUGCGGGGUAUGUAUGACAAAAGUGUUUGUGAGUUUUGAAAAAUUCUGUAAUUCCAUGCAUUUGUCUGAAAGCAAUAAAAAUAUUGGUUAGGUAUUGAACAGCAACUGGGGGGGGGGAUUAUUAAAAAAGGAUUAAUCAAAAAAUUGGGCACGAAUUCGGAUUGGCCAAUUCGGCUGCCAAUCACACGCCCCUCUUCUUUAAAUCCCAUUCGCGGCCCGCGGUUCACUCAGACGACGAGAACCAGUGGGAGGCGACGGAGAGAUGCGCAAAGACGCGCUCGUGCCGCUGUAACAACGGUGACUUCCCAAAUCUCCGCUAGACCCCAACAUGAAAUGAAUUCAACAUCUGCCGGGGACGCGCGCUCCUUUUUCCCUCUCCCGCGGAGAUGCCUGCACGUUACAGGGACCUAUGCGGAGGAGCAAGUAACUUUGCCAAUAUGCCCUAUUGGACAUUGACAUUAAACACAGGAGAGUCCUAUGGAAUAUAGUCCGCACUGUCACUCCACUCAGCCGGCGAAAAACAAACUUUUCGUGUUCUGCAUCAUGCUGUCACUGUGGGUGUACAUGCUGUACUGCUGCGUGGGCUACUGCUCCACCACACCGAGCUUCAUGAUCGAAGAAAGAAGCGGUAGGAAUCCGCUCAGACCCGUCCAGAAUCAAGACCCGGAGGUGUUCCUCAAAAGCCAGUCCAGGGACUUGCUAACCAACGAGAGUGAUGCUGACAGCAAAGGAGACGGCUGGGAGGAAAAUAGGGGCGAGGUGGCUUACGACGAGGACUCGGGAGUAGCAGGUGCCCUGAACGGCUCCGAGACCAAAAAGUUGCCCCAAGCGAUCAUAAUAGGGGUGAAGAAGGGCGGGACGCGCGCGCUGCUCGAGUUUCUGCGCCUCCAUCCCGACGUCCGCGCGGUGGGAGCGGAGCCGCACUUUUUUGAUCGCAACUACGAGAAAGGACUCGAGUGGUACAGGGAACUAAUGCCCAAAACUCAGGAGGGUCAGCUGACCAUGGAGAAGACGCCAAGCUACUUUGUAACCAAGGAGGUCCCAGGCCGGAUCCACGCCAUGUCCAAGGACACUAAGCUGAUAGUUGUGGUUAGAGACCCAGUAACCCGGGCGAUCUCGGACUACACGCAGACCCGCUCAAAGAAACCCGACAUCCCGUCCUUUGAGAGCUUGACUUUCAAAAACAUCUCGGCCAAUCUGAUAGACUCCUCGUGGAGCGCGGUGCAGAUCGGGAUGUACGCCAGGCACCUGGAGCGGUGGCUGCAGUUCUUCCCAAUGAACCAGCUGCUGUUCGUGAGCGGGGAGCGUCUGAUCAGCGACCCGGCCGGGGAGAUGGCCCGCGUACAGCACUUCCUGGGCCUGAGGAGGGAGGUCACGCACAAACACUUUCACUUUAACCCCGCCAAGGGCUUCCCUUGCCUCAAAAGAGCCGAAAGCAACAGCAAACCGCACUGCCUCGGCAAAACGAAAGGCCGCACGCAUCCCAACAUCCAUCCCGGCGUGAUUCAAAGACUGAGAGAGUUUUACAAGCCAUUUAACAAAAAGUUUUACCACAUGACCGGCCAUGACUUCGGCUGGGACUGAUUUUUUCGUUUUUUGUUUCGUUUUGGGAAAUAAUUCAUUGUAAAAAGUAUAGACCUCUAUUUUAUAAUAAUUUAUUGAAAAUAAUAUACUCACUCGGCUGCCUAUCUGUUGUUGUACGUACUGCGAGUUUCUACUUUUUACAUUCCGGUCGGAUCUGUAAGCUUGACGUUUUGUCUUUUCUAAUGAGGAAAAAAAAAAUUGUUUGAUGUAGGAAUUUAGGGGGUGUCUGACAAAGGAAAAUAGCACAAUUAAACUAAUUACGGGUAAAUGAUGAGUCGUUCAUAACAGGCCCUAAUUUUUGCUUUAGUAAACAUUAUCUGCUGUUUUAUUUUUGAGGAUUCCAGCAUGCCGUCCUUCAUUUUAAAUUUAGUCUCAGCUGUUCCAAAGCCACAUUUUGUGGAUCAAUACUCAUAAAGCUGGACAAACCGUCAAUCGUGGCAGAAAAAAAAAUGAGGUUCGGGACACCAGCUGUUUAACUCUGUUAAGGAAAAGGUCAUUUUCUACAUCAGCGUUAUAUGGGAAGUCUGCGAGGAGGAAUUUUUUAACUGUGUUUGAUUCUCUGUUACAAAAGUCUGAGACUGUAUUUAUGAUUCUCAAGAUGAGAAUGGCAACGCAAUGCAGCUGGAUAGAAAUGUCCACCCGUGACUUCAUGUUGCUGUAAGAUUUUGCAUGAAACUUGUCAUGAUACGUUUUUCUUUAAAAAAAAAAAAAGGGCCUUUUCAGUAUGAAUAUGAAAUGAAGAUCAGUUAACUCAUUUCAUACCUUACAGGAAUUGCAAAAGGGGAAGGUGAAAUUUCCCUAGUCAUGAUUAUUUUUCAUAAAUCAGUGGUUGAGUUUUAUUCAGCCUUUUAUUAUGUGCUUUCAAAUGCUGUUGUUUUUAUAACGGACCCGAUGAAAAUGAGCUCAAAAUGAUUGUGCGCUUGUUUUUUUCCAACUUCGAACCAAACAGUCCUGUCAGAGGUAUUUCUGUGCUGUGAAGAAAUAAAUCUAUUUUUACCAGAGAGUAACACGUCGUAUAUUCUAGUGUUUAUUGAUCUGUGUAGCAUGAAAAGCAGGACAAUUGUUUUCUACACUGAUAAUAAUGAGAAAUGGUUCUUGAGCAGCAAAUCAGCAUAUUAUAAUG